AGCCUCUUUGCGAGUGGAAGCACCGCCCCGCGCGGUGGCGCCCUCCGCUAGCUCCGCCUCUUCCCCUCCGGCCGCCGCCCCGCCCCACGCCGCGGACCCAAACACCGGCUCCGGCUGCGCGCCGCCGCGCGUGAUCGCCGGCGCGGCCGAGCCCCGCGCUCUUGCUAGUGCCGCCCGCCCCCGGCCCCGGCCCUGGCCCCGGCCCCGGCCCCGGUCCGGGCCCCGGCAGAGCGAUGCUGCUGCUGGCUGCCGCCUUCCUCGUGGCGUUCGUGCUGCUGCUCUACAUGGUGUCUCCGCUCAUCAGCCCCAAGCCCCUCGCCCUGCCCGGAGCUCAUGUGGUGGUUACUGGAGGCUCCAGCGGCAUCGGAAAGUGCAUUGCCAUUGAGUGCUAUAAACAAGGAGCGUUUAUAACUCUGGUUGCACGAAAUGAGGACAAGCUGUUGCAGGCAAAGAAAGAAAUUGAAAAACACUCUAUUAAUGAUAAACAGGUGGUGCUUUGUAUAUCAGUUGAUGUGUCUCAAGACUAUAGCCAAGUAGAGAAUGUCAUAAAACAAGCACAGGAGAAACUGGGCCCAGUGGACAUGCUUGUAAACUGUGCAGGAAUGUCACUUUCAGGAAAAUUUGAAGAUCUUGAAGUUAGUACUUUUGAGAGGCUCAUGAGUGUCAACUACCUGGGCAGCGUGUACCCGAGCCGAGCGGUGAUCACCACCAUGAAGGAGCGCCGCGUGGGCAGGAUCGUCUUCGUGUCCUCUCAGGCCGGGCAGCUGGGCCUGUUCGGCUUCACAGCCUACUCUUCCUCAAAGUUUGCCAUCAGGGGAUUGGCAGAAGCUCUGCAGAUGGAGGUGAAGCCAUAUAAUGUUUAUGUCACAGUGGCCUACCCUCCAGACACAGACACCCCUGGGUUUGCCGAAGAAAACAAAACCAAGCCUUUGGAGACUCGUCUUAUUUCAGAGACCACAUCUGUUUGCAAACCAGAGCAAGUGGCCAAACAAAUUGUUAAAGAUGCCAUACAAGGAAAUUUCAAUAGUUCCAUCGGCUCAGAUGGGUACAUGCUGUCCUCCCUGACCUGUGGAAUGGCUCCAGUAACUUCCAUCACUGAAGGGCUCCAGCAGGUGGUCACCAUGGGCCUUUUCCGCACUAUCGCUUUGUUUUACCUGGGAAGUUUCGACAGCAUAGUUCGUCGCUGCAUGAUGCAGAGAGCUAGAUCGGAAAUUGCAGACAAAACUGCCUAAUUCUUACCCCUUGGAAAAAGACUUCCGAAGUCACUUGACCAGCUUGCUGCUAAAGGGGGUGCAGUUUUUGCCUUGCAGACCCAUGUCUUGCUUUUGAAUCUGCAGGAUUGGACCAAUGCUCUUCAGAAACUUGGCUGCAAGCAAGGGGAUAGACGUUCAACUCCAGACAAUAUUCUUAAUACUAUGCAAAUACGGAGCAGGAGACAGCUUGAUUCUUGGAGGUGGAGAGGUGAUGGCAAGGGAACUAAUAGCGUGUGAGCAGGGCAAAGAACAGGAUUCAGGAGUGAUCGUGAAAAUUUUUUCUAUUUAUUCUAUUUUUCCCAGAAGAGAUCGAGUCCAGAAAUGUCCUUUCUGAGGACUUUUUGACCCUGCCGUGAAAGACAGUUUAGGGAUUUCUGGGGCCAUUUUUUUUCUCUUUUCCUUUUUUAACUCCAUGUAUUUUAUUCCAGAUGCGAUUCACACAUUGCCACUGUGUCUGAGUGCAUGAUAACGUCCCUAACUCACUCUGUUGCUGGUGGAUCCUCGUGGCUUCUCUCUCUUUGAUCCCAUAAAACUACAAGGGGGAUGGGAGAGGGCAGUGCAGUGGAGCAAGGGAGAUAAAUAUUUUCCAGUAGGAAAACAUAAUGCUUUCUUGUCUUUUUUAGACUCAAAUGCUUAGGGCACUUUUCAUUUUUCAUUAACGAAGAAAGGCAGCCUCCUAAAAUGUUUUCUGAAGAGAAAUAAAAUUCUUAGAAGCUUAAGGAUUACAGUUCCUUCAGCAGCCAUGAUGACCUGAUGCUAGCCAUUCCAUUGUAGUGUCUUACUCUUCCCGAGUCUUCCUUUCCAAUUUUGCUUAUACUGCUAUAAUAUUUUUGUAAAAAAACAAAAAAAAGUAAAGAGAAGACCAUUUUUUUGACUUGACUUUGUAAAUUAAUUAAUGAAUUUAUUAAAGCAAACGAAAAAAAUUGGAAAGUGUGACAUUUUUCUCCUCGUAGCAUAUAUGUAGCUUUUACAAAAGGCUGAUGAUGGAAUUCCCAUUGUGGCUCAGCAGUUCAUAAACCUGACUAGUGUCCAUGAGGAUGCAGAUUCGAUCCUUGGCCUUGCUCAGUGGAUUAAGGAGCCAGCGUUGUAGUGAGCCAUGGUGUAGGUCACAGGUGCAGCUUGGAUCUGGCAUUAUGGCUGUUGCGAAAGCUGGCAGCUGCAGCUCUGAUUCGACCCCUAGCCCAGGAAUUUACAUACGCUGUGGAUGCGACCCUCAAAAGAAAAAGAAAAAAAAGAAAGACUGAUGAUAGCACAUUUCAGUUGCAUUUCUUAAGAAAAAAAAUGUAGGAUGACAAGGCCAAGGUUGAAGAUACUCGUUUUUGAAAUAAAAUGAUCACCCCGUUCUUUCUGACUCUCCCACCGACCUUGAGAACGUUGUCUUUGUGCCACGUGUUAAGAGAGCCCAGCAGUCAUCAGUCUUACAGUACAGCCCUGGAAAUGCUGUUGGCCCCCUGACUGUUGUUUCCAGAGACCAGGCUCAUUGUUCAUUGGUGGAUUUUCACAGCAAGUGCCUCUGAUGAGUUUUAGCCACCGUUACCUGCUACACUCUGUGUCACUGUGUGUGUUCUUCAGACUUGAGGACAGACACCUUCAUUGUAACGCUGUAUCUCCUCCCUUUUUUGUACACAGUAAGUUUUCGUACACAUUCCAGUUCCUUUUGAUGAGAAAAGAUCACUGCUUUUGAAGAAGCUUUUUUUAUUGUUUUAAAAAAAAAACUGCAGGAGAUUAAAGACCUAACAAUUAUUGCAGACUUUUUUUUUUUUUUGCACUUGAGUUUUUGAACCUAUUGACCUUAAAAUGAAUUACUUUUUAUAAAGUCAGAUGCUUAAUGGCUUUAAUCCAUGGUGUCUUUUUAAAAGACAUGAGUAUGGCACAUUUUCAAAUACUGACAAAGACAUUAUUAUUUAGUAUAUAAGUUGCUUGGGAUGACUUCAUUGACGUUUAUGGGGGUGGGUUGAACCCAUAAUUGUUUAAUGAAUCUUUCAGUCUCAGCCUCCGUCCACAAAGUCUGUUGAGUCAUACUGGGCAGCCUCUAAAAGAGAGUAAUGGCUGUAUUUUCCUAAUGUACAGAAAACAGAUACAAAUUCAUAGCUGGAUCUUUCUCAAUUUUAUUCUUUUCCCAUAAAUCCUUUUUUUUUUUUGUAUUUUGGUCUUUCUAGGGCCACACCCACGGCAUAUGGAGAUUCCCAGGCUAGGGGUUCAAUCGGAGCUGUAACCAUCAGCCUAUGCCACAGCCACAACAACACCAGAUCCGAGCCUCGUCUGCUACCUACACCACAGUUCACGGCAGCACCGGAUCCUUAACCCACUGAGCAAGGCCAGGGAUUGAACCUGUAACCUCAUGGUUCCUAGUCAGAUUUGUUUCCGCCACGCCACGAUGGGAACUCCUCAUAAAUGCUUUUGAAUGUCAGCACCUUCUACUGAUGGUAUAUAUAUAUAGAGAGAGAGUCCAAGAUGGUGCCUCAUUUAAGAAAAUUAUCUCCCAGUAGGUAUUUCAAUAUGCCUUUCUCAAGGUGUCCUUAGAGUACUGUCACUCCAGGUCACCUACUGCCUGGACAAAUUUCAGAGCCCCUGUUCUGAAGAGGGGGAGAUAUUAUCCCCAACUCACCUGAAGCUCAGGCAUGAGAGCAGAUUUGUAGAGGUUAUCAUGUCAGGGAAUGGGCUUCCUUGUCAGAGAUGGCAAAGGUCUCUAGUCCUGGAACCAAAAGGCUUUGAACAUUGAGCUAUUUCUUUUUUUUUCUUUCUCAGUUUAAUGCUAUAAUUCUUGUGAUAGCAAAACCUGACUUGAACCUACAUGAGACUAUUAUAACUAUUUAUGCCACUCCGUAGGCUGUUCAUUGAUUUUGUCUGAAGAAAUACCGAUGGGCUUGAUUACAGGGAUUUUCCCAGACUCUGUGGAGAUGUCUCGUAAUAUCUAGUAUAUGCCCCAUAUUACCUUUUCAAAAUGCAAAAAAAAACAAACAAAACAAAAAGAUGAAUUCUGAAACACAUCUGGCCUGCAGAAUUUUGGAUGUGGGAAUCGUAGAUGCUUAGGCAGCAUCACACAACCAUCUGACUUCAAAAGAGGAAAAUAUUACAAGGCAAAUUCUAUUUUUUUAUCUUUUUUGGUUCAAUUCUGGUACAGCUUUUUUAUGCUGACUUGCUUUUUUGCUCAGGGGGAGAAGAGAAAGCCCCAAGUCAGACUGUUAGGAAAACUGUUAGUUUUAUUUGUUUUUUUUUAAGAAUCGCAUUGAUUCAACACUUUCUAUUGUACUCAGAAGUGAGUAGAUCUUACCAGUGGCAGAAGAAGUUUAAUCAUAAUUCUGUUGAAAUGUGGGUUCUCUGUAGGUAACUAACAAUAGCUUAUGUGAGUUUCAGUUCUGAAGUGCCUGACUCUGCCAGGUUGGGUUGAACUGUUUUAUUAUAAUAUUUGUGAGUAUAUUUAUUUUAAAAUGUUUAAUGUUUUAAAAUAAAUAGCAACUUCAAAAUAUGUUCAAGGACCCUUCAUUGUUGAAAAAGAUACAAAAACAAUUCUUAUUACUUUUUAUAAAAACAAAGUCAAGAGAGUUGUUUCUUUCUAUAUGUUUUAAAGUAUUUUCACAGCUGAAAAGAGAAGAAAUUAAAAAUGCUGUUAAUGAUGACCCCUUUACAUGAAUACUUAUGUAUGUUUAGUUUUGUCUCUAUUUAGAUCUGUUAAAUAUAUGUUGUUGUUUCUUGAAAGUGAAACUUUGAGAGACUAUUUCUAAUAUUUAGAUGACAAAAGCAUUUUGAUAGUUGCUUCUAUUCAAAGACAUAGAAGAAGGCAAUACCAUAAUAAUUUUUUUAACUGAGUUGUAUCAUCAACAAUUUAAUUUUAUUACAUCAUGUUCUAAUUUAAACAUGUAUUACUCACUUGAGGACACUUAAAUUCAUAAUUUUUGACAUAAAAUGUUUUAUAGCUUUCUCAUUUCCUUAAGUUCUUAGUAACUCAGCUUUGAAAAAUACCUACUAACCAUAACCUUCCAUAUUCUGGACUAGAUCUUGUUUAGUUCAAAGCAGUGAAGGCAGAUUUGGUAUUUUGAAGAGGAGAUAAUAGCUAUUAUAUUUUACACUUGCUUGACGUGACAACUCUAAAGACAUUUUUAAACUGAUAAGAGUGCAUAUGGCUAUUUUGAUAUCUAUUAGAACCUGUGUUUGCUACUUUAGAAGCUUUUGUGGCAGAAUUGUAACCUAAUUUUCAUAUCUUGUAUUUCUGAAUCACCACAAGAAAUAAAUGGGGAACAUGCUUUACAGAUUUGAAAACUUA
This is a messenger RNA of Sus scrofa (pig), 5517 nucleotides long. It is a transcript of the gene KDSR, whose product is annotated as 3-ketodihydrosphingosine reductase. NCBI's taxonomy places the organism in Eukaryota, Metazoa, Chordata, Mammalia, Artiodactyla, Suidae. Gene Ontology annotation, biological process: sphingolipid biosynthetic process. The record is from RefSeq and is a predicted model, not a curated record. Gene Ontology annotation, molecular function: 3-dehydrosphinganine reductase activity. Gene Ontology annotation, cellular component: endoplasmic reticulum membrane.